AUGGGAGAAAGACGUGAAAAAUUUAGAAGAGUAAAGUCGAUGCGAUGCGAUGAGCUCUCAUUAAGCGCGAUAGAACAAAGAAGAAGCCAACAAGAAGCUAAGAUGGCAGGGAAAGUUACGAAAACCGAACACAAGUCCUCAAAGCAGGAAUCUUCCAAAGGAGAGCUGAAGUCGCUCGCGGAGAAGAUUAAGAAGCGUGCCUUGGAAAAGAACCAAGAGGCGAGCGAGAAAGCGCCAGAAGGAUCGGAGGCGGAAGAAGAGGCAGAAGGAGUGCCAAACGAUUCAGAGCAAGAGACUGAGGCGGCCCACUUCGAGUCAUUUUCAGAGCUGAACCUUGUACCGGAACUCAUAGAAGCGUGCGAAAAUCUGAAAUACUCAAAACCCACCCCAAUUCAGGCUGAAGCAAUUCCACCAGCGUUAGAAGGCAAGGAUAUUAUUGGGCUGGCACAGACUGGUUCAGGUAAGACUGCGGCAUUUGCUAUUCCUAUUCUUAACCAGCUAUGGCAUGACCAACAACCAUACUACGCUUGUGUUCUAGCGCCUACUAGAGAGCUAGCACAACAGAUUAAAGAGACUUUCGACUCUUUAGGUGGGGCAAUGGGUGUUAGAACAACCUGUAUUGUCGGAGGAAUGAACAUGAUUGACCAGGCUCGCGACUUGAUGCGUAAACCUCACAUCAUUAUCGCCACACCGGGCAGACUGAUGGACCAUUUGGAGAACACUAAGGGCUUUUCAAUGCGCAAGCUUAAAUUCCUUGUCAUGGACGAAGCUGAUAGACUUCUAGAUAUGGAAUUCGGCCCAGUGUUGGACAGAAUCCUCAAGAUCAUUCCAACGCAAGGCAGGACAACGUAUUUGUUCUCGGCUACAAUGACAUCAAAGAUUGAUAAGCUUCAAAGAGCUAGUUUAACUAACCCUGUUAAGUGCGCUGUGUCCACCAAAUACCAAACUGUCGACACUUUGAUCCAGACUCUCAUGGUGGUUCCAGGCGGGCUCAAAAACACAUUUCUCAUCUACCUCCUCAAUGAGUUCCUAGGAAAAACUGCCAUCGUGUUCACACGUACCAAGGCCAACGCAGAAAGAAUCGCCACCCUCUGUAAUUUGCUUGAGUUUAGCGCUACCGCUCUGCACGGUGAUCUUAACCAGAAUCAGAGAACCGGCGCACUGGAUCUUUUCAAGGCUGGACGGAGAUCUAUUUUAGUGGCUACUGAUGUGGCUGCUAGAGGAUUGGAUAUUCCUUCGGUGGAUAUUGUGAUCAACUACGAUAUUCCUGUGGACUCGAAAUCUUAUAUUCACCGUGUGGGAAGAACCGCUAGAGCGGGGCGCUCGGGUAAAUCCAUUUCCCUAGUUUCGCAAUACGACUUAGAAUUGAUCCUCAGAAUUGAAGAUGUUCUGGGCCGCAAAUUGCCGAAGGAGAAUGUGGACAAAGGAGUCAUUCUAUCGCUGCGAGACACAGUGGACAAAGCCAACGGUGAGGUUGUCAUGGAGCUGAAUAGGAGGAACAAAGAGAAAGUAGCGAGAGGCAAAGGAAGACGUUCCAGGAUGCACUCAAGAGAAAACAUGGACAAGGAAGAACAGUAA
This is a messenger RNA of Lachancea thermotolerans CBS 6340, 1578 nucleotides long. RefSeq names its product RNA-dependent ATPase RRP3 (gene RRP3). The record is from RefSeq and is a predicted model, not a curated record. The coding region runs from base 1 to 1578 and encodes 525 amino acids. The transcript has a single exon. Gene Ontology annotation, molecular function: RNA helicase activity; nucleic acid binding; ATP binding. Lineage: Eukaryota; Fungi; Ascomycota; Saccharomycetes; Saccharomycetales; Saccharomycetaceae.